GCUCGUCCCGGUUUCCUCCUGCGCCGAUGUAGGUCGUCGCCGCCGCCGCCGCCGCCGAGGGUCGCGGCGCAGCCUGUGGGCGGGGAGCGGGUGCCCCCGGCCGUGCCGGAAGCCAGGAGCGGAGGCUGAGUCCGGGAUGGCGCGCCAGGUGUCCAUGGCCUUCCAGGACCUGGCCGUGCGGUUCUCCGAGGACGAGUGGCGGCUGCUGGGGGAGGGGCAGAGGGCGCUGUACCUGGACGUGAUGCGGGAGAACUACGAGACGCUGGCCUCCCUGGGGACAGUGGAGCUGCUGCCCCUCUCUGCCUUCCUGUCUCCCUCGGAGCCUGGAGGAGCCAUGGGGGGCGGGAGCUGUGCUGGUGAUGGGCCGGAGCCUCCUCGGGGAGGAGGGCCCCUGGGAGGAGCCCCCCAGCACAGCCUGCACCUCAGCGCCCUGGUGCAGCUGGUGAAGGAGAUCCCAGAGUUCCUGUUCGGGGAAGUCAGCCUUGAGAGCGGGGGAGCCAGCCUGGACGGGGAGGGGGCGAGCCCCGAGGCAGCUGUGAUGGGGGAUACUUGCCCUCUCCGAGGCUUGCUCGGCUGCCUUCCGGACACACCUGUCGGCCGGCCUGGCCUGGCCGCCAUGCCCAGCGGUAGCUCAUCCAGCAGCCCGCCCAGAGCCAGGGGGCAGGGGAGCCCCCUCCCCAUCAAAACUGCUGACAUGCCAAGGCCUGUGGAGGAGGAAAGCCCAGGAGCCCCCAGCGAGGAGCCUAGCCCUCCGACCUGUAGCCCUGGCAGGUGGAAGAGCCACAGGAAUCAGGAGAGAGGGACCACGGGGGCAGGAGCUGCAGGAAUCUGUCCUGGGAACAGCCCCUUGCAAAGCCUCAUCAACUGCCUGAAGGAAAUCCUCGAUCCCGGGCCCCAGCACCCCGAGCGGCCCCUGAGCUUACUGCCGCCCGUCCCCAGCCUGGGUGCGUCCCAGCUGACCGGAGCAGAGCCGUGGCCUGGGAGCCCGCCCUGGGCAGUGAAGACAGAGACAGCCUCAGGGGAUUGUCCCCUCCAGGGUCUGCUGAACUGUCUGAAGGAGAUCCCAGAGGCCCGGGACAGCCCCUCAGGAGCAAGGGACCCACGGCUGCAGGAGGACCCAGGGGCCUGGAAAAGGAAUUCUGGAGGGCUCCGCUCCCUCCAGACCCCUCCCCCCGGGCCUGGUCCUGGAGCUGGCAGCGUGCUCUCUGCAGUGAAGGUGGAGGACGCCUGGGCCCAGGGGCCCCCAGAGCCCGCUUCCUGUCAGCUCAGCAAGCGGACCCAUGGCCCUUCUGCCGCGGGCGGCCCCAGGGACAAUGGAGGCACCGCCUGGGUCCGAGUGCCCAGCUGGGGCUCUGCAGCUCGAGCCGGCAGCGCCUCGAGCUCACCCCUGGAAGCCCUGGAGGCCUGUCUGAGGGGCAUCCCCCUGAGUGGGUCGUUACCUUCCCAGCCGCCGGCCAGCUCCUGGUCCCGGAGCCCCCAGCCAGGAGACCCUGGGUCUCAGAGGCCCGAGCUGCAGCGCCUCGGAUCACACAGCAAAGGCUCCGAAGGCACCUCCACCAGCUUCUCUUCGUCCAGCAGCAUUGACGGGGACCUGGAUUUCCAGAGCCCUGAGGGCAGCCAGGGGCAUCGGCCUGGAAAAGGAAGCCCCGUGGGAAGCUCCCCGCUCCAGGGCCUGGAGAACUGCCUCAGAGAGAUACCUGCACCUGGGCCGCAGCCCACCUGGUCCUGCUCCUCGGCAGGGCACAGGGGGCCAUGGAGAGUGGAGCCCAAGAACUGGACGGCAGGCAUGGAAGGACUGAGGGGUGAGGCCUGUGAGCCAGCCCACCUGGGACAGCGAGGGGGUGAUGUGCCCACCAGGAGCCUCCGCCUGGCCAGCCCACAGGCACUUGCCUCUGGCACCAUCCCUACCUGCCACCAGCGAGGCCCCAAGGACCCCGGGGCCGCCAGGCCAGGACUGUGGACGUGGCUCCCAGAUGGGCCAGCCACCAAGCCCUCCCCACUCCACUGCCUGGAGAACUCUCUGAAGGGGAUUUUGCCCGGGGGACCCUUGCGCUUUGCCUGCCUGGCCGACCCUGUCCUGGGCCCCAGCCCCAGCCCCAGCUCCAGCUCCAGCUCCAGCAUCAGCAGCUCAGAAGGAGAAGACCCAAGGCUGGAGCCUGAGCUCUGGCAGCCCCUCCUGCAGGAGAGGGACCGCCUUCCCAGCUGCAAGGGCCUUGGCGCUCCUUCCCCACGCUCUGGCGGCCCUCGCGCUGGCAGCAGCCCUGGUGAAGGCCGGAGAAGAGGUGAGACCGGGGACCACCGUGGUCUCAGUGCAGCAGGAAAAGCAGAAGAGAAGGUGGGAGGCCGGUCCCAUCCGCCCUGGACAGAAGUGUGCUUUGAGAGCCUGGGCCCGCCUGGCCCCCUGGGCAGCGCCGGAGGAGGUCAUGUCCAAAUAUCCCCGGUCAGAGUGGCUCUGGGAAAACGAUGUGUAUCCACACCCCAAGUGCUCUGUGCUCUUCCUGCGGGGGCAGCUGUGGAUCCCUGCCCUGCCUCUCAGCUGGAGAAAAGGUCGGGGUCUGGGCCCUGCCAGCCUCCUGGGUCAGCCUGUGGGCCCCUGUCCUGGAAUCCGACGGCUGGUGAAGAGUCCAGGGGCCUGGGGCCUGGAGACGGGAGCCCAGGUGUUACAGCCGGGACCCACCCGAGGCCUCUUCCCGGAGAUCCGCCAGGGCCUCCCCCCGGAGCCGCCAUCCCACGGGCUUUGCCGCGCGCCUCCCCGCGGCCACCGUGCCCCUGCGGGAGUUCCCUGCAGCACGAGCUCCGCACCCUCGGUGCCGCCCUCUCGGAGAAGCUGGAUCGGCUGGCCGGGGCCCUGGCCGGCCUGGCUCAGGAAGUGGCCGCCGUGAGAACCCAGGUGGAUCGGCUGAGGCGGCGCCCGCGGGGCCCGGGGCCGAAGGGCCGCCUCGGGGGCCCUCGCUGGACCGGUGGCCCUGCUCACAGACACCCACCCUACUGGAGGCACAAGGGCCCCCGCAGGCCGAGACCGAAGAUCUUGCGGGGCCAGGUGGAAGGCUGCAGGGCCGGCGACUCCUCAGGCCUGGCCAGCGCGAGGCCCCACCUGGUGCCUCUGCUGCCCCCGGACGUGCCCCUGGCAGAGGCUUCUGGGCCCAGCUCUGGCCCUUCCCAGCAGCCUCUCUCCUCGGCAUGCGGCAGCCCCGCUGUGCUGACCGCGUGUCACCCCCUCGGACGCCCGGAGGGCCACCGGAGCCCCCCGCCCCCUUCGCUGCCUGCUGCCCCACCCCCCCAGGUGGCCACCAGUGCAGAAGCAGAGCCUCGGGCUGCAGCAGCGGCACCGCCCAGGACCCUAAAGUGGCCCAAGGAUCCAAGCAGCCUGUUGGUGGGGCUCCAGAGAGCCCUUGAGGGGGAGCUGUGGGGUGGGGAGCACAGGGACCCCGGGUGGGGGCCCCCUAGCCGCCGUCUUACUGGGCUGCGUCCUGCCGAGGAUGCCCCACCCUUGGCCGCCUCUUCUGGGGGCCGGCCGCCCCCCUCGGCCCCCUGCAGCCGAACCUUCCCCGUGUCUGGACUGUGAGGGGGCCGGGAGUGUGCCCUUGGCCUGACCGCCCCGGACUCCAGGAUGCCCGCUGCUCAGGGAGCUGCGUUCCCCAGCCAUGCCUCUGGCUUUCUUGACUCAGGUUCGUUUAAACGUCGCUUCCCUUCCUGCCCUUCCCGCUGGAACUGCCGGUGCCGGCAGGGGGUGGUACCCGUACACGCGCGUGCACGCCACGUUGCCGGGGCGCUGCGAGCCGCUUCGGGGGCGCCACGCCGGAGAGCUCCUCUUCCCACCUGCCGUCCUGACCUCAGCGCCGAGAAGCCGUGGCUGUCCUCUUCCUGGCGGAUGGGGGCUUAGCUUUCAUUUGGGGCAGAACUCCGCCCCCUGGUCGAAGCUGGAUAUACCUGUGUGAAUUCUAAAAUUACCGACCCUGGUUGCUAAGGAAAAGGCUCAUGGCUCCUACAGAAAGGAGCCCAGAGGGGCCACACCAGGGCGUGGUUGAUUGGUUGUUACCAGCACUGGGGACAAGCCUGCCCUCCCAGAGCCUCCAGAGAAUCAGCAACCCCCCUACCCCGCCCCCCACCCCCCCUCCGCGGCUGGGGGAGGAAUUCGCACAUGACUCCCUGGGAAAUUUCGAGCAGCACACGUGUCUUUUUCCUGGGGCCGCAGUAACAGUACCACAGGCCGGGCGCCCUAAACAACACACACGUAUAUCCCCACGGCUCUGGAGGCCAGGCGUCCAAGGUCGAGGUGUUGGCAGAGUUGGUUCCUUCUGAGGCUGUUCGAGGCCCCUCUCCGUGGCCGGUCGCUGACCGUUCUCACGUUCACAGGGUGCUCUCCCUGAACUCAUGCCUCAAAUGUCCCUUUCGUCUGAGGACACCAUCCUCAUGCCCACACUGUAACAUGAUUACUUCAGUGAAGACCUUGCCUCCAGCUAAGAUCACGUUCUGUGGUACUGGGGUUAGGACUCCAGUAUACGAACCGGGCGGGAGGAGUGCACACUCCAACCCCUAACACACGUGAGGGGCUGAGCUAGACUUGGGUUCCUCGUGGGGAACGAAAGCAUGACUGAGGUCACUAGGUCUGCUUUCCCGGCGGCCACCAGCCUGCCCUGGGCUCCGCCCCUCAGGUGGCACUCGGUGUAACACGGGGAACGGCCUGCCUGUCGUCUGCCGCAUUUCCCUCCCCAGGGUCAGAUCUUUUCUCCCGAUCUUUCCCCGCCCGAGUCCUUACUUGAUCUGAGGAAUCCUCGGGACGGUCUGUGCACACAUGCUGUCCGGGAAGGCCCUGUGGCAUGGUUAGCUGUGCUGUCAGGGAACCUGGGCGCGGCGCCGAGGCCCAGGCUGACUCGGGGUCCAGAGUGACUGUAGCCACGAUGGGUGCUUAAAGGGGGGCCUUGUGGCUGCUGCACCCAGUGCGCCCCUAAAAUCAGGGUCUUUGGGGACACACGCCAGGCCUGGCCUGUGCUCCUUGCUGCCCCUGUGGAAGGAGCAGCCCGCUCGUGCUGGCGGCGGGGUGGCCGGCAGACAGACCAUCGAAGGGGGUGUUAGAACAUUUCCAGGACUAGAGUAAGUCCCAAGAUGACUGUCUUCGGAAGCUAGUGUUCGUCAGAUCAUGUAAGUAGGAUGUUUAAGAGACAGUCUUCACGGUUAGCCAUACUUGAUGGAGAAUAAGGAACAGAAAAGUUCUAGGCUUUCCACUCAGGAAGAUGAGUCCAGCUCAUUCCCAGGCUGUGCAGGACCGAUGCUGGGCCCAUUUCAGAGCCAGUAGGAAGGGUCUGACGGCCUGGCAGGGAGAGGGGGUCGGUGGUGCCACGAGGGGCCUUCUGGCCUUGCGGAGGAGGCCCCUGCCCAUUCUCCUGGGCGGCCUCCCCUCUGCGCGCCCUUCUCAGCGGGGACGGGGCGGGGUGCGCCGUCCUCCUCUGCGUGACCCUUGAAGGUUCAGUUUUGUGGGCUUUACAAAUGUCAGCCUGCAGGUCAAUGCGCGAAGGAGCACGCGGGCCCAGAGGGCGGGAGGAGCGGUAGCUCCGGGCUCCGCGGGCCUCCUGCUG
Molecule: messenger RNA, 5576 nt
Organism: Eubalaena glacialis (North Atlantic right whale)
Lineage: Eukaryota; Metazoa; Chordata; Mammalia; Artiodactyla; Balaenidae
Gene: KRABD3
Product: KRAB-A domain containing 1
Exons: 18
Coding region: 137-3565 (1142 amino acids)
Biological process (GO): regulation of DNA-templated transcription
Source: RefSeq, a predicted model, not a curated record